This is a messenger RNA of Rhodotorula graminis WP1, 1693 nucleotides long. RefSeq lists its product as uncharacterized. The transcript has 6 exons. Gene Ontology annotation, cellular component: membrane. The record is from RefSeq and is a predicted model, not a curated record. Lineage: Eukaryota; Fungi; Basidiomycota; Microbotryomycetes; Sporidiobolales; Sporidiobolaceae. Bases 44 to 1411 code for a protein of 455 amino acids.
CCUUUGCUCUGGUCUGUACCACUACUUCAAGCUCCACGUCGCCAUGCAGCGCGAGGUGUCGCCCGCAUCGGUCGUCAGCACGGCAACUCGCCCCAAGAGCGUCUCAUCAGCUCGCGGUCCUCCUGCACCCGCACCGCGGCCCGCCUUUAAUCCAGUCGGUCUCGCCCUCAAGAAGUUGACGCUCGCCGGCGUCCUGUUCGUCGUCGUCUUCUUUGCGUGUGCGCUCUGGUUGUUCGGCAGCUUGUACGAGAAUUCGCACCACGUCCACAAAUUCGGCGUCGUCGUCGUCGACUUUGACGGUGGAUCAGUCGGAAACGCCCUCCUCGGCGCCGUCAACGCCGUCAACGGCCAGGACAGCCUACCGACCUUUCACAUCCUCGCCGCCAACUCGACCUCGCGCGACGAGGUGCUGCACAAGGUGUGGCAGGGGCGGUACUGGGGCAGCAUCAUCGCGACGGAGGGCGCUUCGAGUCGGUUCGAGGCGGCGGUCGCAUCCGCCGACGCAGCGUCGACGUACGACGCGGCGCAGGCCCUCGAGUACAGCGGGCUCGAGGUGCGCUACACGACGGCGUGGUCGGGCGCAGUCCUGCCCGCGCUCCUCCAGGUCUCGCAGACGGCGUCGGCCCGGUUCAGCGCGGCCGUCGUCGCGCCGCUCCUCGAGUCGGGCACGUCGUACUCGGCGGCGUCGGCUCAGGUCCUCGUGCGGCCCGUCGCGGCAACGUUCGUCAACCAGACGCCGUUCACGUACGGCACGCGCAUCGUCCUCAACACGAUCGCGUUCGUCCUGCCCUUCCUCCUCCAGUUCUUCUUCCUCCUCGCGUGGAACAACAUCUUCCUCGGCAUCGGCGUGUACCGCAACAUGUCGUUCGCGCGCCACCUCAAGUACCGCCUCGCCAUCUCGCUCGCGUGGACCCUCCUCACGAGCCUCAUGAGCACGACGUGGGGCGUCAUGUUCGACGAGGGCUACGACCUCGCCGCCAAGCAGUUCUUUGCGCUGUGGACGGUCCACUGGGUCUUCUCGAUGAUCACGUUCGACACGCUCGACAUCGUCACGACCUGGGUCCCGUUGCCGUUCGUCUCGUACUUUGUCGUUUCCCUCAUCGUCACAUCGGUUUCGGCCAUAAUAUGGCCCUACGAGCUCUCGAACGCCUUCUACCGGAUCCACGUCAUCUUUCCCUCGCACGCCGCGUGGUCCAUCAUCAUGACGAUCCUCGGCCGCGGUGCCGUCAACACGCUCAGCAGGGACGCUCCGAUCCUCGCGGCGUGGCUCGUCGUCCUCAAGGCGGGUGUCCUCCUGUCGCUGCGCCGCCGCGCCCGGCAGGGCUUGGUCCUCGUCGACGUCGAGGACAAGGCGCCGACGGGCGGUCAAGGAGGAGCGCCGCAAGGGCAGCUUGCCGUCGAGAAGGUGUGAGGGAUAGACGAGGGUCGAGCGGGAGGGAGAAGCGCUUGCCGGUCACGCUUGCAGCCUGCUCUCGAUCAGAGACUCGCCUCGUUCUGUCUUUGCGAGGGCGCGUGUAACAUAGGGUCUAUCAAACAGAGCGUGUGUGUGCACAGGAGGAACAGGAAAUGCGAGAGGAGGAAAGAGAGACAGACAGGUUCAUCUACGAGUCGCCGGCCCGCUGCGACGGCACCUUGCGCAUGCUGAGCGGCCCUCCGACGACGGGCAGCGCCCUCCCCGUGCCCGUCCCUCCUC